This is a messenger RNA of Ciona intestinalis (vase tunicate), 7899 nucleotides long. The record is from RefSeq and is a predicted model, not a curated record. NCBI's taxonomy places the organism in Eukaryota, Metazoa, Chordata, Ascidiacea, Phlebobranchia, Cionidae.
GUUAUAAAUUUAGCCAUGACAUCACAAACUGACGAUAAAAUGUCAUUUGAGGAUUUAUUAUCGUGGCGCCCCCCCCAACCCACCAUUAAUAUAGAUGAUCUUUGUGAAAUAGAAAGAUUCUUGUUUGGGAACUCGGUUGCUGUUAGUGAGGCUAAGAUAAACAAAGAAAUUGAAUCGUUUAUACUUGAGCAAGAGGCUGAAAGUUUCGACAGUGAUCAUUCUGCCCUUGCAUCUAAACUUGCAAUGCUUGCAGCCACUGGCCAUGUUUCAACAGGAGAAGGCACCAGUGAUGACCAAAUAUCUGUUGAUGCAGAAACACAAGCACGCCUGGAAGCACUGCUUGAAGCAGCAGGCAUUGGGAAACUCUCCACCUCCGAUGGUAAAGCAUUCGCCGACCCCGAAGUCCUUCGAAGACUUUCUUCCUCUGUUUCAUGCGCUCUGGAUGAAGCGGCCGCCGCUCUUUCUAAAAUGAAGCAAGAAACUGGAGCUAUGAACGAACAAUCAAAUAAAAGGUCCUUGGUGGAGGCGUGCAGCGAGGGCGACGUGGGCACCGUUCGUGCACUUUUGUGCGAAGGUAGGAGCGCAAAUGAAACAACUGAAGAUGGUGAGAGCCUUCUAUCCCUAGCGUGCUCGGCAGGAUAUUAUGAACUAGCAGAAGUUCUACUCUCAGUUCCCCCCUACACACACGAGUCUCAAUACCUUACAUGUGAUGCAGGAUACCAACUUGGAAACAAAAUUAAUUCUCAUUUCCUUUCCGUUCUUAACCAGCAACUUACAAAGGUUCUUCUCACUAUGCAUGCCAAUGUUGAAGAUUGUGGUGCCAAAGGUGAAUGCACUCCCCUAAUGGAAGCUUCAUCGGGUGGUUAUAGCGACAUCGUGCGGUUGUUAUUGUCGCAUGGAGCCGACGUAAACGCAACAUCUAACACUGGCAACACUGCAUUAACGUACGCAUGCUGCGGAGGUUACGAGGAUGUAGUUCGCCUCCUAGUGGACGCAGGAGCGGAACUUGAGUGCCACAACGAGAACGGGCACACCCCAUUAAUGGAGGCUGCAUCUGGUGGCCAUGUUGCGGUUGCUGAAGUCCUGCUUGCACGAGGGGCCGGGAUCAAUACUCACUCUAAUGAGUUUAAAGAAUCUGCUUUAACAUUGGCUUGUUAUAAAGGCCAUCUACAAAUGGUGAGGUUCCUUUUACAAGCUGGUGCUGAUCAAGAACACAAGACCGAUGAGAUGCACACUGCGCUGAUGGAAGCUUCCAUGGACGGCCAUGUUGAAGUUGCCCGCUUGCUCUUGGAUUCAGGAGCGCAAGUAAACAUGCCCGCUGAUAGUUUUGAAUCCCCCCUCACCCUUGCUGCUUGCGGAGGUCAUGUAGAGCUCGCUGAGCUCCUCAUCCAACGAGGAGCAGCGUUAGAAGAGGUGAAUGAUGAAGGAUAUACUCCUCUUAUGGAAGCUGCGAGGGAAGGACAUGAAGAGAUGGUGGCUUUACUGCUCGCUAAAGGUGCAAACGUGAAUGCCAAGACAGAAGAAACCCAAGAGACCGCCCUCACCCUUGCAUGUUGUGGGGGGUUCCUUGAGUGUGCUGAUUUACUUGUAAGAGCAGGUGCCAACAUUGAAACAGGAUGUUCAACACCAUUAAUGGAGGCUGCACAAGAAGGACAACUUGAUCUGGUCAAGUUUCUCAUCAGAGAAGGUGCGAAUGUGCACUCUACCACCUCAAGUGGUGACACAGCGCUCUCGUACGCAUGUGAACACGGUCACACGGAUGUUGCAGACCACCUCCUCGCUGCUGGAGCGAACUUGGAGCACGAAACAGAGGGAGGACGGACCCCGCUCAUGAAAGCUGCACGUGCAGGCCAUCUAUGCACUGUUCAGUUCCUCAUUUCACGAGGUGCCGAUGUGAAUCGUACGACACGCAACAAUGAACAUAGCGUGUUGUCAUUGGCGUGCGUGUGUGGUCACCUAUCUGUGGUUGAGCUGCUGUUGUGCCAAGGGGCUGACCCAAUGCAUAAGUUAAAAGAUGGUUCUACAAUGUUGCUUGAAGCUGCCAAAGGAGGCCAUACGCAAGUUGUUCAAUUUCUUCUGGAUUUCCCCAUCAAUAUAAUGUCUCUCCUGCCCGAUAACUCACAGGUCACCCUGCCAUCACCCACCCCGGAGCAACUUGCACCCCGAGUACCCACCCAGUCCUUACCCAUGGUUGUUCCACCUCAGGAGCCCGACGAGGCCCCUGAGUUACCCCUUGCAGUGGGGGGCGCUGGGGUGGACCCUGUUAAUGUCGAUCAAAUGCUAGAAGCCUCUGGUGAAAAUGCACCAAACCAACUCCGAACCUUAUACCAGCAACAACUUCAAUACUACCAUCAGCAAACACCAUCUCACUCCCAUACAGACAGCACCCUCAAUACAGCUGCGCUCGUCACCCAUUUACUACAACAGGGUAGUUUGUUAUACCAAGCGUCAGAUUAUUUAUCCCCGGAUACAAAGUUAGAGGUUGAUAAAGACGUGGCAAUCACCGUCGAGUCAUUCCUGAGGUCGAUGGCAAGUGAUGUAGCCGCAGGUAAAACAAGGACAGCUGAAUCCAUAGUAGAAGAGGCACAAGGUAAACUAAAUGAACUUGAACAUCGAAUUAAAGAAGCUAUUGAGAAGAAUGCACAACUUAAAAGCAUUGAGAUGUUACAGACCGACCAACUUACCAAAGAAAAAGUUGAAGAGCUUUAUAAAACACGUGAGGAACAAAUACAUAAGAAGCAAAAAAUCCUGGAAGAAUUGCAAAAAAAUCGAGAGAUGCUGACUCAUUCAAUAUUUGCCGACUCACAGGUGGAACGAGAGUUACAGCUGAAGACACAGCAACAGCUGAAGAAACAUUACCUUGAGAUGAAACAAGGGGAGGGACAACAAAGAGGAAAACCUGAUGGAGAAGACAGGGAACAAACUGCACAGAAUGCUAAAGUAAAUGAUGACCCGCAACCCCAAGUACAACGUGAACGUAAUCAAACAGCCUCUACAACUCAGACUCCCGAAUUAUCGACCAAACAAUUGAAACAACCAAAACACCAGAAUAACCAAACACUAAACAAUGGUUCAUCUGGUUCCUUAUCCCAACCUGCCAAAGAAAACGAUCCGUUCUGUCAAUGUCUCCACCCCCCUUGUUCACAAUUAUCACAUCCACAAACUGAAGUUCACCCUGAGCCUCGUCAUGACCCCAACACCCCUGGAGGCCCCGGGUUUGCCCCGAUACCGGGUAACAUCCCAGGUAACGUGACCCCAUCCAACUUCCUGGAGAUCGACGGCCACACGGAGAGCAACCACGACACCCCUCUCACCCUUGCAUGCGCGGGGGGACACGAGGAUUUGGUGCAACUACUUAUUGAACGAGGAGCCAACAUUGAGCAUAGAGAUAAAAAAGGUUUCACCCCCCUGAUUCUGGCUGCUACCGCUGGCCACGUGGGGGCAGUACAGAUCCUGCUCGAGGCAAACUCGGACAUUGAGGCUCAAUCGGAACGAACCAAAGACACCCCGCUCUCUCUAGCUUGCUCCGGUGGUAGACUGGAAGUGGUUGAAUUAUUAUUGGAACGAUCGGCAAACAAAGAACAUCGAAAUGUUUCCGAUUAUACGCCAUUGUCUCUAGCAGCAUCUGGUGGUUAUGUUAAUAUCAUCAAGGUGUUGCUGAACCGCGGUGCCGAGAUUAACUCAAGGACUGGUAGCAAGUUGGGGAUUUCCCCUCUAAUGUUAGCGGCAAUGAACGGGCAUACACAAGCCGUGCAAUUGUUGUUGGACAUGGGUGCUGAUAUUAACGCACAGAUUGAAACAAACCGCAACACGGCCCUAACACUGGCUUGCUUCCAAGGUAGACAUGAAGUUGUCAGUUUAUUGGUUGAUCGGAAAGCUAACGUUGAGCAUCGAGCUAAGACCGGUCUCACCCCACUAAUGGAGGCGGCAUCUGGUGGUUAUGCUGAGGUUGGGCGUGUCCUGCUUGAUAAGGGGGCGGAUCCGAAUGCAGCUCCUGUACCUUCAUCAAGAGAUACAGCGCUUACUAUUGCUGCCGAUAAAGGUCAUUAUAGAUUCUGUGAACUCGUAUUAUCCAGAGGAGCCCAGGUCGAGGUUCGAAACAAGAAAGGAAACACUCCAUUAUGGUUGGCGUGUAAUGGUGGUCACCUUGAUGUGGUGAACCUGCUUGUAUCUAAGGGUGCAGAUGUUAAUGCUGCCGAUAAUAGAAAUGUUAUUCCUCUCAUGGCAGCAUUCCGUAAAGGCCAUGUACAAGUUGUACGUUGGCUUGCAAAAGAAGUUUCCCAGUUUCCCUCCGAUGCCGAGUGUAUGCGUUAUAUCGCCACUAUAUCCGAUCGCGAGUUGUUGAAGCGAUCGCACCAGUGUAUGGAGUGUAUCGUGCAAGCUAAAGAUCGACAGGCACAGGAGGCAAAUAAAUUUGCGUCAGAGCUGCUGGAAGAGCUGGACAUGGAAAAAAACCAGGAAGAGAGUAGAAAGGAAAAAGCUGCGAGAAAAAGGGAAAAGAAGAGAUUGAAGAGAAAACAAAAGAAAAAGGGAGAUGAAAAAGAUGACAAAGAGAAUGAUGAGUCAGCAGGUUUAAAUAUCCCGACCAAUGGGAAAACACCAAAUGAUGACAUCACAAUGAUAGAACGUAUCGUCACGGGAACUGAAAAAAUAAAGCUUUCUGAUUCGUUGAUAUCAACAUCAAGUAACGAGAAAAUCACUUUAAUUUCAAACGCCUCACCAGCACCAUCUACUGCCCCACCUGCUAUAGACCCAAUCACCCGUGACCAAGUUCCUAAACCCAAAGUACCCAUGGCCCCCUUAGUUUCGGAGGGGAUUACCCGAAACGAUGAAAGACGAAAAUCGUUGGAAAUGAAACGAAGACCUAUAGCUCACCCGGUGGUGGAAAACAACCACACAGCGACGACUGACACGAGCCCUAGGUCGGCAACAGGAAGAAAACAAAGAAAAACACUAACAACAUCAACCACAACAAAACAACCAUCAAGAGAGAUGCAAUCCCCCAAACCCUCCCCACGCCCGGUGCCGAGCCAACGCAACCCCCCACCAACCCCCAGCCCUGGUAAACGGGGUUCGCGACGGGAGGAAGGCUGGAAGGAAGUUGUUCCAAGAAAAUAUGUCAACUCUAGCACCUCGAAACGAAUCAUGGUUUCUUCGAAUUUGAUCUCGCGUGUCAUUGGAAGAGGGGGUUGUAACAUUAACGCAAUACGGGAGGUGACUGGAGCACAUAUUGAUAUCGAUAAACAGAGGAAGGGAGCUCACGAGAGGACUGUUACCAUCAAGGGAGGCAUUGAACCAACACGCCACGCACACCAGUUGAUUGUUGCGUUGAUUAAAGAAGAUCGUUCCGACCAAGAAGUUGCCGCUAUUAUAGCCAAGGCACAAGCACAAGCCGCGCAGAAUGCCGCUGUCAAGGUUGCGCCACAGAAGCCGACUAUGACGGUUGUCGCGGCUCCGAUGCCAACCAAACCUGCGUGGACCGUGCCACCGUCAAUUAUCGCAAAUACACAACAAACACAGCCGAAACCCGCCGCCCCCUCGACCAAAAUCGGGGUUUGGGCCCCACCGCCUCCAACCACCACUGCCACUAGUAGCGCACAAGAGCUACAAACAAACAAAUGGGUUCCAACCACAAGUCCGGAACAAGCCACCAAGACUUCCCCCACGGUUGAAACAGCGAAGAAAGCUUUAUUCUUUGAGUCACAAACCCCAUUAUUAUCCACCAGUGUUGCACAAAUUAUCAGCAGUGUUUCCAGCUCAGUUUCAUUCGUAACCAAAUCAUCAGACAAAGUGAUCAGUAAGCCUAUACAACCCGUUGCCCCUAUGAUGUCAACUAAAGUUACCUCCGCUGCUGUCACCCGUGUUACCCCAUAUGGGGCUGUACCUGGACCCCACCACCCCAUCUCACCCUCACAAGUUACCCCCGUUCUCCCCUUAUCCGUCGAACCCACCAAAACCUCGAUAGUGGGUCACAUAUUACCCCGCCCCACUACAAGCCCCAUAUCGCACCCCAUUUCCUCGCAACAAAUUUUACCCCAACCCUCCCAUAACCCACCACCCCCUCACCCCGCCAGUUCAGCCCCAGGGGUAAACAAUCCCGGGGCAAACCACAUGCACAGUAUGCCUACUCACUACCAAGACAAUAAGCAAGGUACACAAGCUGGUUUCGCUUCAGUGAUCUCGGACGUAAACUCGACCCCCUCAUAUUCCCCGUUCAACAACUCUUUCACGCCAUCUGCUGGCCCGUCGGUGUUGUGGAAUCACCAUGGUAACGUGUCGUCUUAUCAAAACCAGUCAAGCAUGAAUGGACCCGUUCAAGUAGAACCUGUUGACCAAUCAAAAGCCCCGGGUUAUCGAGGCAGUAUGAAGUCACCCGUGGUGGAAAACGGGAUCCUUGGUACAGGUGGCAAUGUAGACACUGCUUCUCCACAAACCCCUGAACAAGGUUCUCCAUCAAAUGAUAAUGAAGUCACUCCCAAACCAAUGCCUAUCGGGACUGAGCGCGCACACCACCGUCGAGCCAAUCAACCGUUACCGAUGACAACCGUGGUCAGCCAAUCACCAGCAAACAUCUGGAAUUUUGCCGACUUAUCUUUAACGCCGUCCAAAAUAGGGGUGGAACAAAUUGACUCCGGGAAAUACCCGAACUGGUCACCUGUGAUACAACCUGGUACAAUAGAAGGAACAAUGACAACGUCUACCAACAAUAAACCACAGGUCACCGUGCUUGAAGUUGAACCAUCAAUGAAGCAAACCCCCAUCGAGCCCCAGCCCACCAAUAACCCCCAAGUUCCCGUACCCCUCUACUACUCCCAUGCGCCACCUGUCGGUUACCGUAGUAAUCGGUUACCCUCGACAAACAGGUUCAACACCGGGGGUUUGGGUACGCAGCCCCCUAUAGGAAGUCACUUAGGGGGUAGUGGUAGUGUGGGGGUUGUGGGGCCACAACAAAGUCAAUUACAGCCUAUAGGAUCCCACUUAGGAGGUUCAGGACACGUGAGAUCUAACGCAGCUUACCAACAAAUGCAUCACAACAUUCAAUCAAGUCAAGUUCAACAACAACAACAACAACAACAAAGAUAUCAAAUGCCGUUCUAUAUGCAAACAGGCAUCAACAGAUAUGGGCAAAGUAUGCAGGAGCUUAACUGGCAACAACAACAACAACAACAAUCUUUAUAUCAACAAUCAAGACAUAUCAACCCAUACGAGCAACACAAGGAGUUAGCUGCUAACAGUGGAAUGUACAACUCCAUUCCUUCUCAAUAUGGUGGGGGUUUACAGAACAAUGACCAUGGGGUUAUACCUGCUUACCCCAGCGGCCCUGAUGGGGGGUCGUACCCCAUACCCCACGAUGCGGGGUACAACAGGGGAGACCCCUACUUUGAGAAUGAGUAUGUAAUGAGGGGAAUCCCCCAUCCUAAUACCAACGAUAGUUGGAAUCAGUGCCGACCCCAACAACAGAGCUACCAGAUGAAUGGUUCUGAAUCGAGCAACGUGAUUGGAGGUCACCAAGCUAUGGAUGGUGAACAGACAUGGAAAGAGUGGUAGACAUGCUGAUACAUUGAUACUGCCCUAAUUUAUUUCCUUGUAUAUACUGGUGCUGCUACCACCUAAGUAACUAGGGGGUGUGUCGGGGGCGUUUCUCUCGGAUUUUCGUUUCGCAAUUUUCACUUUGACUGCCGACCUUUUGACCUUUUCGUUUCCUAACUAUCGUUGUGUAUAGUCGUCAUGGCCCCUCCCACUUCUGGGGUUGUUUCAUCCCCUUGUAUCCUCAUUUCACUUGAAUUCGGGUUUUGUUUCCGGGUAUUUCCCUUUUCGUGACGUCAUGGUGGUGACGUCAUCACCGACAUCUUUCAGUGUGCGUUCCCACGGUGUGAAUAAAUAAACUUGGUAGAUCAA